AUGUCUCAAAAGUCCAAAUGUACUGUAGAAACGAAGGGGAGCACGAAGGGGAGCAAGGAUUCAAAUGGUACCUCGCACUCCAUUGUUGAUGGAGUCCUCUACUGUAAAUGCGGUGAAAGGGCUGCGUUGAGGGUUUCUAGAACUGAUGCGAACCCAAAAAGACCUUUUUAUGCUUGUUAUCUACCUAGGUACCAUGAAUUCAAUUGCAAUUUCUUUCGGUGGGUUGAUGAAGUGGAAGAGGAAAUAGCACAAGAUGGAAGGGUCAAUGUACUUGGCAACAAAAAGGAAGAUGAACUACAGGUGCAUGAGGAUUCUGGUAUGAGGCAAGAGUUAGUGCAGGUCAGGGAAGUUAUGUUGAAGACAAGUGAAGAGGUGAUUGAAGAAUUGAGGCUGGUGAGGGAAGUUAUGUUGAAGACAAAUGAAAUUCUGAGUGAACAUGUCAAGCUUCAGAAAUAUUAUGGCAUAGGAAUGGCUUUGGUUGUCAUACUUCUGUUGAUUGUGUUGAUCAUUGUUGUCAUUGUGAAGUAG
This is a messenger RNA of Lotus japonicus, 528 nucleotides long. RefSeq lists its product as uncharacterized. Bases 1 to 528 code for a protein of 175 amino acids. The record is from RefSeq and is a predicted model, not a curated record. The transcript is spliced from 2 exons. Lineage: Eukaryota; Viridiplantae; Streptophyta; Magnoliopsida; Fabales; Fabaceae. Gene Ontology annotation, molecular function: zinc ion binding.